Messenger RNA from Gastrolobium bilobum, 2244 nucleotides. Its product is annotated as protein ENDOPLASMIC RETICULUM-ARRESTED PEN3. The transcript is spliced from 2 exons. The record is from RefSeq and is a predicted model, not a curated record. Bases 33 to 1454 code for a protein of 473 amino acids. NCBI's taxonomy places the organism in Eukaryota, Viridiplantae, Streptophyta, Magnoliopsida, Fabales, Fabaceae. Gene Ontology annotation, biological process: protein homooligomerization.
CAAGAGAAGCACCUUGACGUUGUUCUAUAUUGAUGGAGGAAGAAAGCACUUCGCACGUGCCCGCAGAGUCCCACACGAGUGACCGCAUCAAGCUCAACGUCGGUGGAAAGCUCUUCGAGACCACGCUUUCAACCAUCCGGUCCGGCGGUCCAGACUCCCUCCUGUUCGCGCUCUCGAACCGUGGGUCCGACGACCCGAACCCGGUUUUCAUAGACCGUGACCCUGAGAUCUUUUCGGUUCUCCUCUCCCUCCUCCGCACCAACCACCUGCCCUCCACCGCACGCCGCUUCUCCAAGCAAGAGCUCGCCGACGAGGCCCUCUUCUACGGCAUCGACUCCCAGCUCCGCUCCGCCACUUCUCCGCCUCCGUUCUCCGGCAUCGACGCCUCCAUCGUCGCCUCGAUCCGGCCUGCGUCCGAAGGCCUCCCUUCCACCUUCACCGCCGAUGACAACGGCUCCGUCUGGAUCGCUCACGGCGGUCAGGUCUCCAGCUACGACUCUAACCUCAUCCACGCAGGAACCAUCCGCACUCACCUCGAUGAGAUCGACUCAAUGUGCAGGGUCUGGCCGGAGAUCACAGCGGUUGGAUCUGAAUCCGACGCCGGACUUCACUUCUACAACUUCUCCGGCAGCCGCCACGUCGGAUCAGUCCACUGGAUCGAUCCGUCGGAUCCUCGGAUCUUCAAGGCGCGAGUCAACGCGAUAACCGCUUCGGAGAAUUCCGUUUUCGCAUCGUUCGAUUGUCCUCACCGGGAGAAUUGCAUCCUCGAAGUUGAUAAGACGAAGAUUCAGGUCGUGUCGGAGUUAGGUCGGCGAUCGGGGAACCAAGCGAAGCACAUGGUUCCGGGGAAGCUGACGUGGGUUCCGGCGACCGGCGUUCUCGUCGGAAGCGCGGUCGCCGGCGGGGCGUUCGGGUACUCAGGGUACAUUCGGUUGUGGGACCCGAGGUGCGGUGAGGUGGUUUGGGAGACGAACGAGCCUGGUGCGGGUCGGAGCAGUAGGUUCGGUGAUUCAUUUGCGGCUAUGGAUGUUGAUGUGGAAGGGUUGUUACUAUUCAAGCUGUGUUCAAAGUCAGGGGAUUUGGCUAUGGCUGAUAUGAGGCGUUUGGGGGAUGAUCCUUGGGUUUAUUUGAAGGAGAAGAACCCUAGCUUGUUGAGUAAUGGUGUGGAGGGUAGCAACAGUGUGGUGCAUUGUUACAAGGGGCAAGUGUUUAUUGGGAGAGGUGGAGAAUUGGAGGUUUGGUCAAGGUUGCAAGAGGUUGCAAGUGGUGAUGGUGAGAGAGGAAGUGAGGGAUUUUAUAGGAGGAAUUUUGUGGAUAAGAGGGAGGAUUCAGAGAGAGGGGUUAUCAAGAAGAUUGAAGGUGGUGGAGAUAGAUUGUUUGUUAGUAGAGAAGAUGUUGAAGGUAUUGAAGUGUGGGAGAGCUCACAUUCUCCUGGAGCCAUUUCUGUUUUGUGACACAGGAAUUGGUAAAAGUUUUGGAUAUAAGGACAUGAGCAUCGCUAUCUGCUCUUAUUUUCUUUUAUGCUCAUUAUCUGAAGUCUGAACUCAGAGCUUUGCAUAUGAUACCUUUUGGAGAGUUUAGAUGCCUCGGACAAAGCCAAAUGCAGACAGAGAUCUUAAUAAAUAUUUGUAAAUCGCGAGGCUAGAAACUUAAAAUCCAUUGAAUUCCAGAUAACUCUAAACCUCUUGGUUGCAUUAGGAAAUAAACUUUUGGCCAUCAUAUGGUCUGUCAAAGUGAAUAUGAAAUGGAAGGUUCACCUAUUAAGUAUAGAAGGGUUGUUUUACAUGCUGAGUCAGCAAGUGAUGGGUUGUUACAAAGGGAGUAUUCUGGAACUUUUAACAGAAAUCAGUUAGAUUUUGGAAUUGUAGGGAAUGAGCUUGUUAAAGUAGGGAAAUUGUAUUAGAGGAAAGUUAGAUUUGGAACUUGAAUUUAGGCUGGAACUGGGAGCAAGGAAGCAUGGACACUUGUAAAAACAGGGAGAGUCGUGUCCGACCCGCUCCGACACGGUGACACGCUCCGACACGGUGUCGGACACGCGGUCAACUUUUUCCGACGCGUUGACCAUUCCGACACGCGAAUUUGACCGUAUCCGACACGGUCAAAUGGCAUUUUCGUAAUUUUUUUUUAAUUUUUUUUAAAAAAAAUUAUUUUUUUUAAACAUUAAAAUAUAUUAAUAAAGCUUCCACCUAAUCAUAUCAAUUUUAUUUUUUUGUCUUUUUUCCCCUUAAGUAGAUAAGAGAUCAU